CCUGGAACCGCUUGGUUGCGCACUAGACGUGUACCUGCAAGCAGAUGUAGACUAUUGACGUGGUGAAACGAGAAGCUCAUGCGCAGCUGCUAGUACAGCUCAAGGGACGCGAGCAGCGUGCGGAAGAGCCCCCUGCAAAAGACCCUACGAAACGGGAACUACUGCCAGGCCUGAGGUCCUGCAACUGCCACGGGGGUCGUGGAUCUGCUGCCACCGCCGGCCCAGCGCCUGCAGUCAGAGGUCACCAGUGCACCGGGAGAAGAAGCAGCCGUCUGCCACUCUUGCUGUAGUGUGGCCUUUUCAUAAGCGCUACGGUUUCGUGCAGAUAACAUUGACAAUCCUAUAACGCGAAGGGAGAUGGUGGCGAGCGGAGCACGCUUCCCAUCUUUCCCGUCAUGGGAAAUGCGAGGCUCUGUGCCGUCCCUUCCCUGCCUCUCCUCGCAUCCUGCUUCCCUCCUCUUACCUGGAGGCUGGGCUCCUCCCCGUCUUUCUCUCGGUUGCUCCGGUGCAGCCGCGCCGCGGCCUUCCCCUAGUGGCGGCUGGCUUCUAGGCUGCAGUGGGGCAGGCUGCUGGCCCUGCGUGUUUGCGGAGAUAAAGAAUAGGGUCCCUUGUGCGUUCAUUCAGCGUCCACACUAGACCAUCAGCCAAUAAAGCAAAGGAUCUUCCUUGGAAAUGCUCACAUUCCGCUAACGAAAAGUCAACUUUUAAAAAUAGCAAUGCAGUAUAUAAACCACUGUGCCUGGUUUAGCACUGAGGAUUAUGGUCUCGAGAUGCCUAUAUUCCUACAAGUGACCCAACUUAAUCCUUUAUGGCUGAGUAGUACUCCCUUGUGUUUAGAGAAACCCAGAGCGUAAAUAACUUGAAGCAAAAUAAACGAUAAUAGGAAACAAGAUGGACAUCGUGCGAAUGGGAAGAAGGUGAAAAGCAGCGAGUUGUGCUAUGUAGAUGCACCAGCUCCCCACGAUGAACGUAUCCACUACGUAUCCCAAGCAUGUACUGGUGAAACCUUUCUCUUUUGUAUUACUACUUGGUUCUCAAGGAACCAGGAUGUCUUCAGCUGAUGUAAUCUUGUCAUUGAGCUCCACAGCUUCAUGGACCACUGAGGCCUCCUCUGUGACUGAAGAGAUGAACCUCUCACCGGACCUGUAUGCAACCCCUGGGGACAGGCUGGACGCCUUCCUAGAGCACAGUCUUCAGCCCCAGGGGGACUGGAAGGAAGAUGCGCAAGAUGCCUGGCAGCGAGUGGAGAGGUUCUUCCGGGAUCUUUGCUUCCGAGAUCAGCUGGUUUUGGACCAAGAAGUCAAGGUGCUGAAGGUGGUGAAGGUCCGGUCCAGGAAGAGCAGUGAUGUCAUCCACAUGGAUGUGCUCCUGGCCUUCGAUGCUCUGGGAUCCCUUUGCCUGAACUGUAAACCAGCACCACAAAUCUAUGAAGAUUUAGUAAACAGCUGCAGCCAUCCCGGGGAGUUCUCAGCAAGCUUCACAGUCUUACAGAGGGACUUUGUGAAAAUGCGCCCUAUUAAACUGAAAAACCUCCUGCGGCUGGUGAAGUUCUGGUACCUGAAGUAUGUGAAACCUCAGUAUCAAAAAGUAGCUCUGCCCCCAAAAUAUGCACUGGAGCUACUGACCGUCUAUGCCUGGGAAAUGGGUACUGACCAAAAAGAGAACUUCAACAUGGAUGAAGGACUUGCGGCUGUGAUGACCCUUCUCAGAGAUUAUGAAGACAUUUGCAUAUACUGGACCAAGUAUUAUGAUUUCCAAAGUGAGACCGUCAGAAAUUUCAUCAAACAACGAUUGAAGAAGAGCAGGCCCAUUAUCCUAGACCCAGCUGACCCCACCAACAACCUGGCCAGGGGAAGAAGGUGGGAUCUGAUGGCCAAAGAGGCUGCUUAUUGCCUGCAGCAGGCCUGCUGUUGGACUGAAGACCCCAGCGGGCGCUGGCAUGUACAGCGAGCAAGGGAUGUUCAGGCGACAGUGAAACAGACAGGGAAGGAGGACUGGACACUCUCAGUGGAUCCUUAUAGCCCCAUCAGGAAGAUGAAGGCAGAGAUCAAGAUAAGAAAUGACAUCUGUGGCUAUCAGCGCCUCUCCUUCCAGGAGCCAGGAGGGCAGAGGAAACUGCUCAGCAGCCAGAAGACCCUGGCAUACUAUGGGAUCUUCUCUAAGGUGAACAUCCGGGUGUUGGAGACCUCCCUUGAUGAGAUCCAGGUCUUUGUGAAGGAUUCUAGUGGCCAGAGCAGGCCUUAUGCCAUAAAUCCUGAUGACACCAUCCUUGACUUGAAAGAAGUAAUUGAAGAAGCUGGAGGACCUUGUGUGGAGGAUCAGACCCUGAAGUUCCAGGGUCGGAACCUGAGAAAUAAUCACUGCCUUGAAGACCUAGAGAUCAAAGAUUGUGACACCGUCCUGCUCUUUAGGAGAAGCUGAACAUCCCCACGACUGCCUGUGGUCAGGCUGCUCAUGAUGUAGACUCCUAUGGCCCUGUUCCCCCACCCCACCCUUUUCUACUCACUGUGCUCUUUCUGAAGCCUAAAUAUGAACGUACCCCUCCCCUGCCUAAAAUCCUUCAGUGUCUCCCCAUUACCUAGAGAGUGAAGUUCAAAUUCCUGUCCUUGACCUUCAAGAUCCCUUGCUUACCCCUCAAUCUCCCCUCGCCUUUUAAAACACACCAGCUGUUCCCUAACACUUGCAAUUCCAGAACACUAACUCCUGGGUCACGACGCCAUCACUUGAAGUCACCUGUCCUUCUCCUUGUCCGUGUUUCCAUCUUUCAAUGUCCAGACAUCUAAAUCACUGAAUCUCAAAGCACACCAGCAUAAUCAGUAACACUUCAAAACUUCUUAGAAAGGAAAAUUCUCAGCUCCUCUCCCAGACUUAACCUGAGUCUGAUUCUCAGGUGGUCAGACUCAGCAGCCUGUGUCUUAAUAGAUCUUCCAAGUAAUUUUAAUGCAUGCUCAAUUUGUAUACGCCAUACGGUUGACCAACUCAUCCUUUUCCUUUAUCCUCUCCCUUCACCCAGAUUUAACUUCUGUGAAGCCUUCACUGUGUUCCUUUGUUGGAUCGAUUCCCUGGUCAAAUGAAACUUGCCAAAAACUGUCUUAUUGCUUGUCCCCUGUGAUCUAUAAUGGUACCUGCCCGGUAUCAACUCUUGGCACAU
This is a messenger RNA of Fukomys damarensis (Damara mole-rat), 3151 nucleotides long. RefSeq names its product 2'-5'-oligoadenylate synthase-like protein 2. NCBI's taxonomy places the organism in Eukaryota, Metazoa, Chordata, Mammalia, Rodentia, Bathyergidae. Gene Ontology annotation, biological process: defense response to virus; negative regulation of viral genome replication; regulation of ribonuclease activity. The transcript is spliced from 8 exons. Bases 946 to 2421 code for a protein of 491 amino acids. The record is from RefSeq and is a predicted model, not a curated record. Gene Ontology annotation, molecular function: protein binding; double-stranded RNA binding; 2'-5'-oligoadenylate synthetase activity. Gene Ontology annotation, cellular component: nucleoplasm; cytosol; membrane.